AUGGUAAUAACUAAUAAUGAUAAAAAAGUUCAAGAAACAAAUAAAAAGGAAAAAUUUAAAUAACAAUUAUAAAAUUUAAUAAGAAAUUUAAAAAUAACUUUUGAUAAUUUUUUUUUUUCAUUUAAAAGUGACAAUUUUACAGCUCGCUUUUUACAAAUUGCAUCCAUUUUUAUUGUCUAAAGAUAUCCUUCAUUUUUUUCUUUAUAUAUUAUUUUAUGGAUUAUCUUUUGUGGGUUUACUAUUUAAAGUAAGUGGGUUAAAAUUAGCUCUCUUUUUAUAUCUGUCCCUGGAAUUAUUUUAAAUUAUGUAAUGUUAAUUUGGAAUUAUGUUUUUAUUUCGAAAGAUCAAGAUUUUAAAAGUCAUUUAUGGAUUGAUAUUAUUGCUCUAAAUAUUAUUUUGAUGCUUUUUCUUUAUUUUUCUAAAGGAGUUUUGUUCUAGAAUCCAUAACAAUAAGCAUCUGUUUUUGGAGAAUAUAAUAAUAAAUUAGACUAUAAUGGAGAAGAUGAUGAUAAAAAUUAAGACGAAGAUCAAAAAGUAAGCUAUUGGCAAAUAUUCUAAGCAUUUUUUUUAAAAAAUGCUUAUUUGUUUUCACUUUUUAUGAUAUAUUGGAUUGGAUUUUAUGAUAUUAAUUUCAUACAUUUAGGUUUUACUGCGAUUUUCCUUAUUUUUUUUGCAAAUAAUAGUACAUAUAUUAAAAAUAAUAAAUAAAAGAAUUAAUAAAUAUAAGAAUCUUUUCUUGUAAAGAAAAUUAAGUUUGGAAGGAAAUAUUGGAUUUUUGUAGUUAUUUAUGUUGAUAUUUAUAUCAUUUUAAAAUAUUUUAUUUAUUUAAUUAUUGAUAAAUUAGAUAGAGAUACUAUUUAAUUACUUAAUAUGAUUGGAUUAGUUUGUGAUUAUGAAUUUUCUAUUCAUUUCGGAUUAACAAAAGAUGAUUUUGCAAAUAUUUCAAUUAUUUGGAUGUUAUUUCUGUUUGUAAUUUUUUAAUAUAAUUCUUAUAAAAGUAGUAUUUAUUUAAAAUAUUCGAGUAGGAUUGUAUAAUUAUUUGCUAAAAAAAAACUGAUUUAAUAAUUAUUUCCUAAUUUUCUUUAACUUAUUUAAACGUAUUUUUUAAUAUAUAUAUAAAAAAACCAAAAAUUAAAAAAAAGACUACAUAUGUUCUUUUAUACUUUAUUAGUUUGGCUUUCUUUUAUUAUUAUAAUGUGUUUUCUUAUCUUAGAUGAAUUUUCUUUAAUUAAUCUUUAUUUAAUUACUUUUAUUAUAUCAUUAAUUAUUUAUUAUGUUAUAAAAUCAACCAACUUUUAACUUAAUUAUGUAUUUUAUUCUCGUCUUUGGUAUUUCUUUACUACAGUAAAAAAUAAAAAAAAUAAAAAAUAAAAAAAAUAAAAAAAGAGUUUAAUAAUUGUACAAUUCAUUCGUUAUUUUUUCUAAUUAACUGGUUUAGAAUAUAUAAAAAAUCAUAUAAUAAAUUAAGAAAAUGAAUAUUUUAAGCUUUUUUAGAAAUAUCGAGUACUUUAUGGUUUAUUUGAAGAUUUUAAAAAUAAAAAUUUACGAUCAAAAUUCAUAUCUGAUAUAAUAAUAUUAUUAUUUUCUGUUCUUUCCUAAGAUUACUUUCGCAUAGUAACAGAAGGAUAUAAAUUAAACAAAAAAAAAGAAAAUUAAAUAUAAACAAGCUAAUAAUAAACGACAAAUUCAAGAAGGCCUUUUCAAUAAUUAAAAAAUCACAAAAUACUUAGGAGCAUUAUAAAUUUAAUUUCAAAAUUUUUUACUGACUUUUUAUGUUUGAUAGUUCUUAUUUUUGCUGUUUAGUUUAAAAUUUCGAUUUCAAUGCUUCUUUUUUUGCUUAUUUAUAUGCUUUUUUACCACAAAACACAUUCAGCAGCUUUACAACACAUAGAAAAUAAUAAACUAUAUGAUAAAAUAUCCAAAAGAAUGAUUUAUUAUAAAAGCAUGUUCAUGAAUAUUAAUUCAGAUGUAUAAUAAUAAAGAAUUGAUAAUAUUUUAAAUACAGCACAAAAAGAAAAUAAAGAACUUCAUUAAUAAAUUAACAGUUUUGAAUUUGUAAAUUUACAAACUAAAGUAAUAAUCAAAAAUAAAGUUUGGAUAUAUUCGUUUGUAGGAAGUAUUGUAUGUAUAGCAAUUACUUAUUUAUCUUCUUCUUUAUUAACUAAUGUUGCUAAUGAAAACUUUCCGAAUGCAUCUCUGUGGAUUUAGUGGGUUUUAUUUAUUUUUGGAUUGUAAAUUACAGAAUUUAAUGAUGUUAACAAUACCUUUAGAAAUAUUUAUUUUUAUGUUUUAAUAUUUUGGUUAAAUAUUGCAGAUCUUAAGUGCUUAAAUUUUCUUGAAGAAAAACUUCUUAAUAAAGAUCAAAAUGAAGGAACUGAAUUUUUGGAAUUAUAAUAAAUAGAUAAAUAAAAAGAAAAUAUUAAAUUUAUAAAUGAAUACAAUUUUGUUAUUUCUAAUGAUUUCAAUUAGAUUUUAAAUGAUAUGAAUUUUAAUUAUUUUUAACUUAAAUAAGAAAAAAAACAAAGGCUAAAACCUGUUAAUGAAGCCAAGAAAACUACUUUAACAGCAACUCAUGUAUGUAUAUAUUAAAUAUAAAUUUAAAAAGAAAGUAUUUUUUUGUUUUUUUAGGAAAAUGAAAUUAAAAUAAAUAUUUUAAAAUAUUAUAAAACAAAAUAAUCAUAUAUUACUAUGAGAUUUAUGUUCUCGACAUUAUUUUUAAUCUAAAAAUAUUUGUUUUAAUUUUAUUAUUUAAUUCUAAUGAACAUUCAAAUAUUUUUAGUUGGAUUUAUCUUUUUGCUGCUGCAUACUUUUGGAUUGGCUCUAAAAAAUCUUCAACUGUAAAAAUAUUUUUAAAAUAAAAUAAAAGUUAUUUUAAAAAAGGUAAAAACAUUAAAUACUUGGUCUAUCUAUCUUGUUAUUAUAUAAUAUUUAUUCUUGCUAAUGAACUUAAAUGAUAAUACUUCACUUAUUAAAAUCCCAGAAAAAUUAUAAAAAUUAAGUGGAAUGAGUAUAAUAAAUAUUUAUAUUAAUAAUUACAAAUUGGAAAAUUAUUUAGCAUUUAGCAGUAUUGGAGGAAGUGUUUUUAUAUUAAAUGCAACUAUUAUAUUUUUAAUAGAAGCUUAUUUCAAUUAUUUUAUAUAAAUAGCUUAGUUUAUUAUUAAAAAAGUAAAUAAAAGAAUGAUAAAAUAAAAAAAGUAAGAAUUUGUAUAUUACAAAAUUUUCAUAAAUUAUAAAAAAUGGAAAAAUGUAAUUUACUAAAUGCAUUAAUCUAUUUAUGAAGGAAUUUUAGUUAAUUUUCAUUUAUUAACGCUUAUAAUUUGCUUAUUUAUAUGUUGUUCAAGUUUUCAUGUAUUUAAUUUAAUAAUGUUCAUGGUUUGCUUAGGUUAUUUUUUAUACUUUGAAUUUUUUAUAGAUUGGCCUUUAAGUUUAGAACAAAGGGAAAGUAUUUUAUACUUUUUUAAAAUUUUAAGAAUAUAUACAUUUAUAAUAUUGAUAAUUUUCACUAUAUUAAAAAUUCCUUAUAUUGAUGAUUAUUUUUUGAUUAAAGCAAAAGUAGAAGAUUUUAAUUACAUUAAUAAAUAUAUAUAUUUUAUAAGAAAUUAAGUAAUGUUAUUUAAAAUAAGUGAAAUAAUUUUCAUGCUUUUUUUUAUUUAAAUUGUUUUCGAUAUGCUUUAUUCCUCUGAUUAUGAAGAAUUAUUACCUGUUUAUAGCAAAAAAUAAAUAUUUAAAUCUAAAUUGAUUUGUAAAUGUAUAGCAUAUAGAUUUAAUAACUAAAAAUUCAAAGCAAUUGAAUAAAAUUUAUAGAAUGUAAAAUAAAAAGUAAACAAUUAUAAAUAAAAAAUAAAAAAUAGAAUAUAGAAUUAAUAAAAAUGUACAAUAAAUGAAUAAUCUAUAUAAAAGUAAUAAGUUUUAUAAAAAUAAAAAUAAAGAAAUGCUGCAAUAUUCCAAGAAUAGAUUACCUUGUUUGAUACAGGAAUAAAUAACAAAUAAGAAGAAAAUAUUAAAAAAAUAUCUUUUACAAGAAAUAUUUGGUUAACUUUAAUUACUUUUUUUAAAAAAUAUAAUAAUGAUUUUUUGUUUUAAGAUGAACUUAAUUUAAUGAAUUUUAUUAUAUAAAAUAAUCCAUAUUUAGUAGAAUGUAUAAAAAUAGAUAUAAAUUCAUUAAUAUAAAAUGACUUCGAAAAUUUAGAGGUAGUAUUAUCUUUUUUAGAUUAAUUAUUUGACAAAAUUUACAAUUAAAUAAGGCUUAACUCUUCUACAGAAGUUCUUAAAGGCCCUAAAUUGAAGAAAUAUUUAUAAAUGUAGACUGCUAAAUCUCCAUAAUUAUAUUUAUUAUUUUAAAUAAUUUAAAAUAAUAAUUCCAUGUCUGAAGAAGAUAUUGCUUAAUAUAAAUAAAGUUCUAAAAUAUACCAAAAUUUGGAAGGCAUAAAACUUUAAGAUGAAAGAUUCGAUUUCUUUAAUGUUAACAAGUAAAAAAAUUAAAAUAAAAUUAAAAUAAAAUAAAUAUUUUAAUAAAAGUGA
Ichthyophthirius multifiliis is the source of this 4521-nucleotide messenger RNA. RefSeq lists its product as hypothetical. The record is from RefSeq and is a predicted model, not a curated record. The transcript is spliced from 5 exons. NCBI's taxonomy places the organism in Eukaryota, Ciliophora, Oligohymenophorea, Hymenostomatida.